This is a messenger RNA of Aspergillus affinis, 1647 nucleotides long. RefSeq names its product arylsulfotransferase family protein. The transcript is spliced from 3 exons. NCBI's taxonomy places the organism in Eukaryota, Fungi, Ascomycota, Eurotiomycetes, Eurotiales, Aspergillaceae. The coding region runs from base 1 to 1647 and encodes 548 amino acids. The record is from RefSeq and is a predicted model, not a curated record.
AUGCGCUCGUUCUGGCUCGCUGCUGCUCUGCCCCUCGUGGUGGCAGACUGGCAAUUCAAGUCUCGCUCUGAUCUCGCUCCGCCCAGAUUGAACAUCACCAUUACCGCUGGUCCUGAUGUCGAGAAGGGAUACCUGUUCGUCGCGCCGUUCGCCGGGUUCCCUGACAAGGCUGGUGAAAUGUACGGCCCUCGACAGGCGGCUCCGUAUAUCCUCCGAGAUGACGGAGAGCUCGUUUGGUCGGGAUAUGGAUAUUAUUCUAUCUGGUCGACCAACUUCCAGAAAGCGCGCUGGAAGGGCAAGGAUGUACUAUUUUCCUUUGAAGGCGACCAUAACGCUGGUUAUGGUCAUGGUCAUGGGCAUACAACUAUCCUGGACCAGCAUUAUGAAACGAUUCGGGAGCUGCGCGCGGGAAACCACAAACUGACUGAUAAACAUGAAUUUCACGUCAUCAAUGAAGAGACCGCGCUCAUUCAGAUCUAUCAACCUGUUCCGGCGGACCUCACCCGAUGGGGAGCUAGUCCCGAGCAACAAUGGAUCGUGGAUUCGCUGUUUCAGGAACUCGAUAUCGAGACUGGUGAGCUUCUUUUCGAAUGGUCCAGCCUAGAGCAUGUUUUUCCAGAUGAGGCGAUUCUCCCUAUCAACCCCGGUCAGGCCGGUUCCGGUUACAACUCCUCUGACGCGUGGGAUUAUUUCCACAUAAAUUCAGUCGAUAAAGACUCCGACGGAAACUAUCUGGUUUCCGCCCGUGACGCCUGUUCGGUGCACAAGAUCAACGGCACGACGGGCGAGAUUAUCUGGCGGCUGGCCGGCAAUAAAUCAGAUUUCACUCUCGGCCCGAACGCGGACUUCUGCUUCCAACACCACGCUCGCUUCGUUUCCCGGAACGGCGACAAGGAGGUGAUCUCUCUUUACGAUAACGCUGCACAUGGGACCGAAGAUGGUCGCGGCCAUGAAGUCCACACGCAUCCGUUCUCUCAAGGCAAGAUUCUUGAAGUUGACACGGCCACUUGGACUGCCUCCGUUGUUCAAGCCUUCCAGCCUCCAGAUGGUCUCUUGUCCAAAUCGCAGGGCAGCACUCAGCUCUUACCUAAUGGCAACGUGAUCGUGAAUUGGGGAUCGGAGGGAGCGUUGACCGAGUUUCGAUCUGACGGGACUCCGAUUUUCCACGCUUAUAUGGAUUCCGGGCUCCUCGGAGAAGGGGUGGAGAAUUACCGAGGCUUCCGGUAUAACUGGACUGGCCUUCCCAAUGAGACUCCCGCUAUUGUGUCUCUCGAGAGCGAUGAGGGCACUACCAUUUAUGUGUCGUGGAAUGGAGAUACCGAGACCAAGGUCUGGAGAUUCUACAAUGUUGUGGAUGAGUACGGCUCGCGUGAAUUCUUGGGCGAGUCCAAGCGAACUGGAUUUGAGACGUCCUUGGCAGUCAAUCAUGUCAAGCUGAACACCGUCUCGGCUGAGGCCGUUGGCACCAAUGGGCGCGUUUUGGUCUCUACUGGAGUUGCGAAGACAAAGGUUGAGAUACUACCUCCCAGCUCUUCCGCGGCGCAGCCGGUGGUGGUACAGGAUGUCGUCCAGCCUCAGGUUCAGCUGCCCGAGAAGAGUAGUUGGGAGGAGUACAUGAUUUUGAAGAUCAAUCGCUUCAACAACUAG